GACUGCGGUAAGAGCUUCAAGAUGGUGAGACACCUGAAGAGACACUGGCGGUUGCACACAGGCGAGAAGCCCUAUGGCUGCUCCACCUGUGGCAAGAGCUUUGCCCGGUUGUCAGAGCUGCAGGAGCACCAGCGAGUGCACACGGGUGAGAAGCCCUAUAGCUGCUCCACCUGUGGUAAGAGCUUUGCCCGGUUGUCGGGGCUACGGCAGCACCGGCAGGUGCACAGCAGUGAGCGGCCCUUCAUCUGCUCCGACUGCGGAAAAGGCUUCAAGUCGUUGCCGGACCUGAAGGUGCACAGGCGCCUGCACACUGGAGAGCGGCCCUACACCUGCAACGACUGCGGCAAGGACUUCACCCAGUCUGGCAGCCUACUGGUGCACCAGCGCACCCACACCGGCGAGCGCCCCUACACCUGCGCCCAGUGCGGCAAGGGCUUCACCCGCUCCAGCAGCCUGCUGAAGCACCAGCGCACCCACACCGGCGAGCGCCCCUACACCUGUGCCCAGUGCGGCAAGGGCUUCACCCACUCCAGCAACCUGCUGGUGCACCAGCGCACCCACACCGGCGAGCGCCCCUACACCUGCGCCCAGUGCGGCAAGGGCUUCACCCAGUCCAGCACCCUGCUGGUGCACCAGCGCACCCACACCGGCGAGCGCCCCUACACCUGCACCCAGUGCGGCAAGGGCUUCACCCGCUCCACCAGGCUGCUGUCCCACCAGCGGGUGCACGCCGGCGACCGUCCCGUCCCCAGCCCGGUGUGUGGAGAGCACUUUGCCACGGCCUCCCACGCCCUGUCUCACCAGCACGUGCACACCAGUGGCCCUGCCCUACGACUGCCCGUACUGUGGUGAGACAUUUGACAGCUCGCGAGGGUUGCGGCACCACCGGCGGACCCACGCCGGCGAGCAGUUGCUCCCACUGUGACGAGAUCAUGGGGGCUGCAGGAGCACCAGCGGAUACCCUUUGUGUGCACUGAGUGUGGGCAAGGGUUUCACGCGCAUGUCCAGCCUGUGGCAGCUCUGGCGUUCCCACCGCGGUGAGCGUCCCUUCCCCUGCCCGUCCUGUGGUAAGGUCUUCACCCGCCUUGACCACCUGCUGGAGCACUGGCGAGUCCACACCGGCCAGUGCCCCUUCACCUGCCCACUCUGUGGCAAGGCCUUUGCCCGCUCCUCCAGCCUGCUGGCACGUGAAUAGGCGCUGUUUAGGUAAACACAAAAUGGUGUAAGGAAUGGGUAAUGUUUUGGGUCAUUUCUUCAGUCACCCAUUUCUUCUUUCCAAGGAUGCCUGUCCCGCUGAGUUACUCCAGCACUUUGUGUCCUUUUUUGUAAAGCAGCAUCUGCAGUUCCUUGUUUUUAAACCAUUCUGGUUAACCAUCUCUGCACCUUCCCCAAAGCCUCCACAUCAGUCUUGUAAUGGAGUGACCAGAACUGUAUGCAAUACUCCAAAUGCUCCCUGACCAAUGUUGCUUAAAGCUGCACAUAUACAUUCCUCUCUCUCCCCUCUCCCCACACUUUCCCCCCACUCGUACAGAAAUUCUCUCCACUUCACCCUCUCGUGCCCCCCUCCCUCUCUCACACACUCCCUCUCUCGCUCCCUGUCACUCUCACACACUCCCUCGACACCCCUUCCCUCCGGUGCCUCUCCCAGGCAGAAAGAAAUAGCUUCCUCCCCUCUCCACGUCUCCUCUGUCCCUCUCCCACACACCCUCUCUGUCCUUCUCUCUCACACACACACACUCUCUCUCUCUGACACACGCACCCCUCUCUUGCUGUCUUUCACACACCCUCUCUCUUGCUAUUGCGCACACACCCUCUCUCUUGUUCUCUCACACACACACAAACGCCCCCUCUCUCUCACUCUCACACACAUUCCCUCUCUCUCUCACACACAAACACACCCUCUCGCUCUCUCACAUACA
This is a messenger RNA of Leucoraja erinaceus (little skate), 1919 nucleotides long. Its product is annotated as zinc finger protein 239-like. Lineage: Eukaryota; Metazoa; Chordata; Chondrichthyes; Rajiformes; Rajidae. The record is from RefSeq and is a predicted model, not a curated record. Bases 22 to 852 code for a protein of 276 amino acids. Gene Ontology annotation, molecular function: RNA polymerase II cis-regulatory region sequence-specific DNA binding; DNA-binding transcription factor activity, RNA polymerase II-specific. Gene Ontology annotation, biological process: regulation of transcription by RNA polymerase II. The transcript has a single exon.